This is a messenger RNA of Thunnus maccoyii (southern bluefin tuna), 885 nucleotides long. RefSeq names its product acidic amino acid decarboxylase GADL1-like. Lineage: Eukaryota; Metazoa; Chordata; Actinopteri; Scombriformes; Scombridae. Gene Ontology annotation, cellular component: cytoplasm. Bases 81 to 743 code for a protein of 220 amino acids. Gene Ontology annotation, molecular function: carboxy-lyase activity; pyridoxal phosphate binding. The record is from RefSeq and is a predicted model, not a curated record. Gene Ontology annotation, biological process: carboxylic acid metabolic process. The transcript is spliced from 9 exons.
ACUCCAUUUCCAAAGCAGCAGCUUUACUGGGCAUCGGCACUAAAAACGUUUACGUGGUUCCAUCUGAUAAAAGAGGGAAGAUGAUCCCCUCGGCUCUGGAGGAGUUAAUAAAGGCUGCUAAAAGUGAGGGUGCACUUCCCUUCAUGGUAAACGCCACGGCAGGGACCACAGUGCUCGGAGCGUUUGACCCCAUCGAGGAAAUCGCAGACAUCUGUGAGAAGCACGACCUGUGGCUGCAUGUGGAUGCAUGUUGGGGAGGAGCAGCUCUGAUGUCUAAGAAACACAAACACCUGUUAAAGGGCAUCCACAGGGCUAACUCUGUGGCCUGGAACCCUCACAAGAUGCUGAUGGCAUGUCUGCAGUGCUCUGCUCUCCUGGUCAGAGACAAAACGAGUAUCCUCCAGCGCUGCCACUCUGCUCGGGCCUCCUACCUCUUUCAGCAGGAUAAGUUCUUUGAUGUCAGUAAUGACACAGGGGACAAAUCCAUCCAGUGCAGCAGGAAGCCAGAUGCCUUCAAGUUCUGGCUGAUGUGGAAGGCUUUGGGAGCCAGUGAGCUGGAGCAGAGGGUGGACAGAGCUCUCUCUAUGGCCAGGUUACUUGCACAAGAGAUCAAGAAAAGAGAAGGAUUCCCUCUGUUGAUGGCACCUGAGUAUGCGAAUGUUUGUCUCUGGUACAUUCCAUCAAGUCUGAGGAAGCUUCCAGACAGCCCUGAGCUCUGGAAAAACUUACCACACUCUCUCUGACAGACAAAACUGCUCAGUCAUCUCACCUUAAUGUGAAACUACAAGAGGACUACACUGUACUGAACUGUGCCUGACUGGUCUGCUGCAGACCCAGAAUGAGGAUUUCACUCAUCCAUGUGGCUUAAGAGCUAACACAUUCUGU